Molecule: messenger RNA, 3162 nt
Organism: Hippocampus zosterae (dwarf seahorse)
Lineage: Eukaryota; Metazoa; Chordata; Actinopteri; Syngnathiformes; Syngnathidae
Gene: mocs1
Product: molybdenum cofactor synthesis 1
Exons: 11
Coding region: 123-2273 (716 amino acids)
Biological process (GO): Mo-molybdopterin cofactor biosynthetic process
Molecular function (GO): 4 iron, 4 sulfur cluster binding; cyclic pyranopterin monophosphate synthase activity; metal ion binding
Source: RefSeq, a predicted model, not a curated record
GCUCCCCAAGAUGAUGACUUUGCUUUUCCGUCUCAGUUCACUGGCGUGUUUAUCUCGCUGAAACGUUAUCUGACUAUCUGUCGAGUUUUGUGAACACAUGAGUGCAGCAGAAAAAUAACGCCAUGGCUACUAACCUGAGCUUUGGCUUAAUCGACACACACAGGAGCGUGCGACAUGUCGGAAACCUCUUGGUUCAGUGCAUGAGUGAAGUUAGACCUUUCUCGAGUGCGACUCAAAAGAACCGACUUGAAUUUGGGGAUUCCACUUUAGCUUCUUCCGACUUUAACACAUCUGCGAAAACCUUGACAAGACAGGAGAAGCUUAGGGAGGACAACAUUCCCUUUUCAUCGUUCUUGACGGACAACUUUGGCCGGAGACACAAUUACUUACGCAUCUCCCUGACUGAGAAAUGCAACCUGCGCUGUCAGUACUGUAUGCCAGAGGAGGGCGUGAAGCUUACACCACGAGGCCAGCUGCUGUCCACGACAGAAGUACUGACCCUCGCCCGCCUCUUUGUCAAAGAAGGCGUGGACAAGAUUCGUCUCACUGGAGGAGAGCCGCUCAUCAGACCUGAUGUGCUGGAUAUCAUCGCUGAAUUGAGAAAAUUGGAGGGUCUGAAGACCAUCGCGGUGACAACAAAUGGCAUGAACCUGGCUAAACUGUUGCCUCUACUCAAAGAUGCGGGCCUCGACCUGAUCAACAUCAGUUUGGAUUCAAUGGUACCUGCCAAGUUUGAGUUCAUUGUCAGGCGAAAAGGGUUCCACAAGGUCAUGGAAGGAAUUGAUAAGGCCAUUGAAAUGGGCUACGAACCAGUAAAGGUCAACUGCGUGAUCAUGCGAGGCCUCAACGAAGACGAACUGCUUGAUUUUGUUGGUCUUACCGAGAAGAAGCCCCUGGAAGUGCGCUUCAUUGAGUACAUGCCAUUUGAUGGCAACAAAUGGAACUUUAAGAAGAUGGUGAGCUACCAGGAGAUGUUGGAUCAUAUCAGACAGCAGUGGCCCGACUUGGAAUCGCUUCAAACUGGACAAUCAGACACAGCAAAGACAUUCAAAGUGCCAGGCUUUAAAGGACAGGUUGGCUUCAUCACCUCCAUGUCUGACCAUUUCUGUGGCUCGUGUAACCGCUUACGCAUCACCGCAGAUGGCAACCUCAAGGUGUGUUUGUUCGGUAACUCUGAAGUGUCCCUCAGAGAUGUGUUGCGCUCCGGAGCCUCAGAUGAAGACUUGCUGCAAAUAAUUGGUGCCGCUGUGGGCAGGAAGAAGAAACAACACGCAGGCAUGUUCAAUAUCUCCCAAAUGAAGAACAGACCUAUGAUCCUCAUCGGAAGCACUUCCCAAUUACAUUCUUCCAAAGACAAGCUCAAGUGUUUCCACAUUGUCACUCAGCGUAUUCAAAAAUUAUCUCCUCCUAUGUGCCGGCCAGGUGGAAAACGAGCCGUUAAUAGCGCAAGCCUUAUGUGCCUUCGAGACCGCACUUCUUCAGCACGGGCAGGCAAUGAUCGCUGCUCAACAAACGAAGUGAGUGGCAGCUCUCAUCUCAAUGUAAAGAAACAGACAGAACCCUUUAUCAAAGUAGAACAGCACUCGUAUGACUUCAAGGACGGUCAAACCCCCCAUGAUCACACCAAACCCCAAACAAAUGAUCGUCUGAGACACCUACCCGGACACUUACUGAUGAAGGCCAAAGUCAUCUGUACGCAACACAGCGUGAGACAAUAUCACAACGACACUUCCAGCCAAGAUCCCCACAUCUCACUGUCUACGAGUGAGCCUUGUGGCCCUCACCUGGACGGUACCCCAGAAGACCGCCUGACGCACACAGACGCCCAAGGCCGAGCAAGGAUGGUGGAUGUUGGCAAUAAAACCCCAACACGUCGAGCAGCCAAGGCCCGCGCCACCGUCCUUUUGGGCCCCAUUGCCUUUGGGCUGCUGCAGAAAAACCAGCUGGCUAAAGGCAACGCCAUGGCGGUGGCCCAGUUGGCCGGCAUCAUGGGCUCCAAACAGACCUCGGCCCUCAUCCCGCUCUGUCACCCGCUCCCUUUAGACAGCAUCUCGGUCACCCUGGACCUGGACGAGCAGCGCAACGCUGUGGACGUCUCGGCAACAUGUCGCACCACUGGCAGGACAGGUGUCGAGAUGGAGGCUUUGACUGCGGUCUCCAUAGCAGCGCUGACCAUUUACGACAUGUGUAAGGCUGUGAGCCAUGACAUCAUCAUUACUGACAUACAACUACAGAGUAAGACUGGGGGAAAGAGGGACUUUCUCCGACCAUGACAAAACAUGUGAGAAUUUUUUUUUCCCUUGGAGGUUUUCUUUCAGCAAGCUACGAGGUCGGCGCUCUUUAGCGACAUCUAGUGGCUCCCUGGAGCUUUAUAAAAAAUGUUUGAAAAUGGAAAAAGAUUUUGAUCGUAGGCUAACACAGAUCAACUAGAUAUAGAUAUAUGUUGCAGCUCCAUAAAAGGAGAGCUGUGGUGUUGUUUUUUUAAAACGUACACUUUAUUUAUGCUUUUAACAGUGUCGACAAACAGACACGUCUGCGUCCGACUGCGUUGCGUGCCUUCUCUCUUCUCGUUCAACUCGAGUGGCGUUCAAAGACAGCCUCCGAAAAACGGAAGUUCAUGAUCACUUCACUGACACUAAGAAAAGCGAAAAUAAUGCACCAAAACAAAAAAUCAAGCGAGGAAAUCACCAAAUAAAUUCUAUGGGGGCGUUUGUGAACACACAACAAGGGAAUGAAGAACGUAAACAAUUCUGAGACAGUUCAGUCUCCUACAUACAUACAGCAUGUGUUUCCUUCAUUGUAAGUUUUAGAGAAGGCUUUUGGGGUUUUUUUGCGGCUCUAGACAUUUGUUUGUUGUUGUUUUUUUUGUCCUAUAUGGCUCUUUCAACAUUUUGGGUUGCCGACCCCUGUACGAGGUGAUGUCACUAGACUAGCCCUAUUGAUUUUCGAUUAUAAGAAUGAAGGAAGGAGGGAAGUAAACGCCCCUGUUAAAGUAACACACAAUAGAUUUUGAAGUAACAUCCAAGCCAGGAUAUUCAUGAGAUUAUAUUAAUUGUCAAUAUUUUGUCAUUGUCAAUAUUUUGAGAGUUGCCGUUUUCUGACAAUUGUCCCAGCUUUGGAAAAAUAUGCAUUUACAUUAAAUUUGUCAACCUGAACACUGUA